Molecule: messenger RNA, 920 nt
Organism: Nylanderia fulva
Lineage: Eukaryota; Metazoa; Arthropoda; Insecta; Hymenoptera; Formicidae
Source: RefSeq, a predicted model, not a curated record
CUUUCGAACCAUAUCACGGUAGACAAUAAUUGUAAUAAGGCGUGUGUGAAUAUUACAUCCCUUCAACAUUGCGCACAGUGCUAAAACAUUAACUUGCUGCAGUUAAUUUAAAAAAUAUAAUUUUUAUUAAUAUAAUUUUCCAAUUAACAUUCUGCUCCGUAAUAUUGGAUGAGUUAUUACCAGGAAAUUACACUUUAAAUAUAAAAUAUCAUGGUAUUGCUGAUAAAGGCUUUAGAAUUUUCGAUGUGAAAAAAAAAUCUACUUGGGUAGGUGCUCCGCAUUUCCAGAUAAUAGGCGACCGACCAUUUUUUCAAAAAUUGUCAUGUUUGCAUCUACAUGAUGUACGGUUAAGAGCAACCUUUAACAUUUCUAUAAGAUGUGAUUUAUGCACGGCAUUGUCAAAUAUGCCAUUGCAAAAUACGAAAUUAGAUGAGCACAAUAUGUUAUGGAUACAUAACGAUACCACACCUGUCAUGUGGACUGAUCAUGCAACAAUAAUUGUGUCUAAUUGCCUAUUCCAUAUUAAUAACAAAAUCAUUAAAAUGUGGACCAGAAUUGAUGCUGUAUUUGACAUGGAAUUUUCAAUUAAUGUAGCUGCAAAUAUUACGUUAUUCUUUAACAAUAAAUGGAAACAUUCGAACAAUAUUUCGAUGGUGUCUCAUGUUGCAAUUCCAAAUUUCCAUGACAAAGGCACAAUAGUUUUCGGACUUGUUCCUUAUAGGGAAACAGAUAUUAUUUAUGAUAAAAAUUUAUAUCCUGUUGCUCACAAAAUCGAAGUAGCUCAAUUAGUAGGACGUAAAGUGACACAACAAUGGUUUGAGAACAUGAUGAACAAUCCGUUAGUGUCGGAUUUUUGGUUUAAAAAUGGUCUUAUUACAUUGCUUGCAACAUAUGUUGUCCAAAAGCGUUAUAUAAAAUAA